Ambispora gerdemannii is the source of this 1227-nucleotide messenger RNA. The record is from the annotation of a GenBank genome assembly. Lineage: Eukaryota; Fungi; Glomeromycota; Glomeromycetes; Archaeosporales; Ambisporaceae.
AUGACCGAUUCGUUGACGAGAGACAUGUUGACAAUUGAUGGUUCACUUUUGGAAGGUGGUGGACAAGUCUUGCGAAAUGUGGUAGCAUUCAGUUGUAUAUUGAAAAAAUCAUUAAAGAUUGAAAAUAUUCGAGCAGGUCGUGAUAAACCAGUGUCUUCAGGAUUAAGACCACAACAUGCCACGGGUCUUCGAUUAGUUCGUGAUAUUUAUCAAGCUAAAUUGAAUGGCGAUAAGGUAGGCUCAAAGGCGAUAGUAUUUGAACCUAAUAAUGUCACCGAAGCAACUACAUUCUUGGCAGACACUAAAACUGCUGGGAGUGUAACCUUAAUGAUUCAAAUAUCAUUACCGCCACUACUCUUUUCCGCAUCACCACCAAAAUCGAUUUUUAGUCCUCCACCAUCAGCGGUAAAUGUCAUUCUAAAAGGUGGUACAAGUAGUAAAGCAGCACCUCCAAUUGAUUUUGUGAUAGAAGUAUUCAAACCGAUUGUUGAACGACAUUUCGGAUUAAAUUUCGAUGUGAAUAUAAUUGGACGAGGAUAUUAUCCGAAAGGUGGUGGUGAAGUAAUACUUCGAGUUCAACCUUUGGUGGGAAAGGCGUUAACUCCAAUUACUUUGUUGGAGCGUGGUCAUAUCGUUAGCAUUAAAGGGCGUGCUACAGUAGCAAAUUCUGGAAAUCAGGUGACACAAAAGAUGAUUAAAAGCGCAACUCGAGUAUUGAAUGAAGCCAGUUUAAAAGGAGAAGACAACAUAACUCAAAUAAAUCCUCAAAUUGAAGUUAAUCACGAAAAAAUAUCUACUGGAAAGGGGUUUGAAAUUGUGUUGUGGGCUGAGACAAGCACAGGAUGUAUAUUGGCAGGAAGUGGUGUUUUCGAUCGUGACUUGUCACCAGAACAACUUGGUGAAAAUGCUGCGAAAGAAUUGGUUUCUAAUUUGAAUCAGGGUGGAUGCGUUGAUGAAUUUCUUCAGGAUCAACUGAUUAUCUUUAUGGCACUUGCGAAAGGAAAAUCGCAAUUAUUAAUGGGUAAACCAACAUUACAUACUCGCACAGCGAUUCACUACGCCCAAGUAAUGACCGGAGUCAGAUUUGAGGUUUCUGAACUCGGUAAUAACAAUGAAGUAGUAAGUUCUAAUAUAGUUGAAGAAGGCCAGGAGGAUAGCCACGGAUUAUAUUUAAUUGAGUGUGAAGGAAUUGGAUUGGUUGCUGGUCAAAAGAUAAAUGAAGGAUAA